Hordeum vulgare subsp. vulgare (domesticated barley) is the source of this 3347-nucleotide messenger RNA. RefSeq lists its product as uncharacterized. Lineage: Eukaryota; Viridiplantae; Streptophyta; Magnoliopsida; Poales; Poaceae. The transcript has 8 exons. Bases 42 to 680 code for a protein of 212 amino acids. The record is from RefSeq and is a predicted model, not a curated record.
GAAAAUUUGAAGAACUCUGAGAGCACAAAAGAUAACUCAUCAUGGACCAAGGCAGAGAUCCAAGAGCAGAGAACACUCACCAGGCUAUUUUUUAUGCAUAUGGAACUUAUUUAUGCGGCUCUCAGCAGGGGGCGCAAAUAAGCCACCAACAACAAUGGUUAUCUUCUGGUGCUUCCAAUCAAGUCCCAUCCCAUGGAAAUUCCUGGAUACAACACCGAGUGUAUGGUUUCAAUUCAAUGCAUGGAAAUGCUGAAAAUAAUGCAAUGCCAACAACUUCUUUUGCUAACUACAAUACUUUUGACAGCAAAGAGAUGAGCUUGCCUACAAACCUGGAAUCAGACACUUUGAAUGGCAAGUCCAAUAAAAUAUCUUGUACACUCCAACAACCUGUUAACACCAUGUCACAAGAAGGGCAUGUCUCAUACAUGCAGCUGCUCCUAGCUGCUGAACAAGAGGGAGCUAUGUAUGGAUCCUCACAAUCACAACAAGAUCACCUUGUUCAUACCGAGAAUGAUACAUUCAUGAUAACUGGACGAUAUGGGAGAUCACCACAACAAUUGUCACAGGCAGAAACUGGUUUUCCAGCUCAACAUUCAUCUGAAGUUGAUACACAAGAAGAUCCAGAGCUUGAGCCGUUUAUUGACAACCGUUUCAGAGAAAGCUUAAAUGAUUUGAACUAGGAUAUUGAUAUGCACAUGGAUGGAGAAGCAAACAAAAACUCCUUGAUAAUGUCAAGUGAUAAUGCUUCUGACAGUGAUUUUGAUGAUUAUCUUUCUCCGGCAUUGAUGGAAAGAAUCUCUGACAUGAGGGUUACAACUGUUGGAGAACAUGACAAUAGUGGUGCUGUUGCAAUGGGUGAAGUUGAGAAACUGACACAAGAAGAUAUACUUAUAUUCCUUGAAAAUGAAAGUAUAGUUGCUGCUCAAACUUGUAGCCAAGAAGUUCGCAGCCACCAUGUACCUCUUCUUGACAUGGUCUUCGAUACACAGGAUGCUGCUUAUGGAUUUUACAAUGAAUACGCCUUAAUUUGUGGAUUUUCUGUGAAGAAGGCAGCGCGCUUUUGUGGUAAAAAAACAAGGUGGCACUGCGCCAACUCGGCUCAUGUUCAAGUGCAAUAGGUCACGGAAGAUAAUUGACGAAGAAGAACAAGAGAAUAGGAGGAAGAAACGACGUCAGGCAAGGCAACAAAAGACUGGACAGGAGCCAUACCACAAUGCUAGAAAGAAAAAAGCAAACACCAUUGAUAUAACUGAUUGCAAACCUCAGCUCAUUCUUGUAAAGAAGGACGGGAAGUGGGUGAUAACAACCAUAAACCUAGAACACAACCAUGAACUCAGUCCUCCCACAGAAGUAAAAUACCUCCGUUCUCACAAUUACAUGACAGAAGAGGAGAAACUCCUAAUCCGAACAUUCAAUGCUGUCAAAUUACCAACAAGGAAAAUAAUGGCGAUCCUAAGUUUCUUGAGAGGAGGGAAUACUCCUUAUACCAAGAAGCAUGUGAGCAAUGUUAGGACAGCAAUUGGCAAAGAGAGCAACCAAAAUGAUAUGAUGUAGGUGCUAAUAUUUUUCAGAAAGAUGCAAGCUGAAGAUCCUCAGUUUUACUAUGCAUUCAAGACAACAAAAGUCUCUGAUGAAGAUAGUAAAGUUUUGUGCAUUUUCUGGGUUGAUGGCUAUUCUAGGAAAAUGUAUGAACUAUAUGGAGACUGCCUCAGCUUUGACACCACAUUUAAAACAAACAGAUACAACCUACCGUUUGCUCCUUUUGUUGGUAUCACAGGACAUGGUUAGAAGUGUUUGUUUGCUUGCUCUAUCAUUGAGAAUGAAACAACAGACACCUUUCAGUGGUUGUUUGAGACGUUCUUGCAUUGCAUGGGAGGAAAAUCUCCGCCCACAAUUAUCACAGAUGAGGAUGCUGCAAUGAAGACAUCUAUCCCUUUAGUUUUUCCACAUAUCUGCCAGAGGUGCUGUUUGUCGCAUAUAAAAAAGAAGGCUGAGGAAAACUGUACCAGGACAUUUGCAACACAUAAAAACCUACAUGAUGAUUUCAGCGAUAUUAUACACAACUCUCUAACAGUGGCUGAGUUUGAGAAAUUGUGGACAGACAUGAUACAGGGAUACAACAUUGGGCAUGUCAAGUACUUCUUCCCCUUCAUACACUCUACUGCACGUAGUGAAGGCACGAAUGCCAUUUUCAAGGACAACAUCACAUCAACUCACAAUGUCAUUAGCUUCCUACAAGAGUACCAGAAAAUAUCUGAAACUAUCCAAGAUAAAGAGAGGGAGCAAGACUCUAUCACUAGAACAACUUCGCCAACAUUCUGGGCACGAAGUGAACUUGAGUUGCAAGCUGCAAAAAUGUACAACCGGAAAACAUUUUACAGAUUCGAAAAAUAGAUAAAGUUUAAGUUUGAACUUGCAUGUUGAAGAGGUUGAGAGGAAUGUGAGUUAUGAAGUAUACAAGACACCAAUGCUUGCUGAAAAAGAUUUCAGAACACGAAGAUUCGUUGUGAUUGUGGACAUGCAGCAACAGGAUUUCAGUUGUAUCUGUGGAAAAUUUCAGAAGGAUGGCAUUGUCUGCAGCCAUGUUUUGAGGGUCCUUUCUCAUCUGAACAUGUCCACGCUUCCUGAAAAUAUUACAUCGACAGGUGGAGGCCAAAAAAUAGGAAGGACAUACGAGACAUUCAUUUCAAUGUCCCUUUGGAAUUAACUGUUGGAAGUCAACACUUGAGGUAUACCCUGCUCUCUAAUAGGCUCAGUGACAUGGCCUCUGAUGGUGCAUCAACAAAUAGAAAAUAUCUCUAUCUUGUGAAAGAAAGUGAAAGGGUGCAACAGAGGUUGGAUGAGAUGACUAAAGAAGAUGAGCUUGCCGAGACAGAAAAAAGGAAUGUUCACAAGGACACAACUGAUUUUGAGGCAACACCGCAUCCUGACGGUUAUGGGAACAAACUUCAGGAUCCUGAUGUUGCGGUAUCAAAGGGUCGUCCGCAAAAAGGCCGUUACAAAACUUUUAUGGAAAACUUACAAUCUAAGCAGAAAGUUACUUGCAGUCAGUGCGGAAAACAUGAUCAUAAUAGAAAUACUUGUAUGGAAACACUUGAUGAUGGAGGUGUCGCUCAAAAAGAAAAACGCAGCCAAAAACGUGUUCAAGUCUCAGCUGGGGAAACUAGACAGAAGGAAACAUCUCACGCAAACCUGAAGAAGAAGGCGAGGAAAGAAAACUGAAAAAGUAGUUGCUAUGAGUUGAAGAAGGCAUUUGUUCAAUUUUUUCUAUUGUUCCUGCUAGGGGCUAGAAAUGUAAUUUUAGAAAAUUGUGAUUCUCUAUAGAUGAUAGCACUUUCUCUAUUUUA